CUUAUACAUAAAUACAACUCACAGUCUUUCAUUCUUCCUCUUUCGUAAUCACAAAGCAUUUUUCAAUUUCACUCUUUUUGCCUUUUACAUAUAUAGCAGCAUUCCUCAUGGCCAAGAUCAAGAUUGCCAUAAAUGGAUUUGGAAGAAUCGGCCGCUUGGUGACAAGGGUUGCUCUACAAAGAGAUGAUAUCGAAAUAGUUGGUAUAAAUGAUCCAAACAUCGAUGCCAAGUAUAUGAUCUACAUGUUUAAGUACGAUAGUGUUCACGGUAGGUGGAAGCACCAACAUGAACUUUCGCUUAAGGACGAGAAGACCAUUCUCUUUGGUGACCACCCAGUUAGAAUUUUUGAUAGCAGGGAUCCCGCGUACAUCCCAUGGCAAGAGGUCGAUGCUGAAUUUGUGGUUGAGGCCUCUGGAAAUAUGACGGAUCAUGCCAGAGCUGCUCUCCAUAUGCAGUAUGGUGCAAGGAAGGUUGUAAUUACAGCUCCAAGUAGCGAUGCUCCUAUGUUCGUUGUAGGUGUAAAUGAGAAGGAGUACACUCCAGAUCUUAAAGUUGUUUCUAAUGCAAGCUGUGCUAUCAACUGUCUUGCUCCAUUGGCAAAGGUUAUCCAUGAGAAAUUCGGAAUUGUGGAGGGUCUAAUGACUACGGUCCACUCUAUUACUGCUUUUCAAAAAGCCGUCGAUGCACCAUGUCAGAAAGACUGGAGAGUCGGUAGAGCUGCUGGGCGCAACAUCAUUCCUAGCUCCAAUACUGCUAGGAAUGAUGUCAAGCUAGCCCUUUCUGGUGUUGGUAAAGUGCUGCCGGCACUGGAAGGGAAGCUGACAGGAAUGGCCUUCUGCAUUCCCACUGUUGAUGUUUCUGUGGUUGACCUCACUGUGAGACUUGAGAAGCAGGCUACUUAUGAUGAGAUCAAAAAUGCUAUCAAGACAGAAUCUGAGGGUAGCCUGAAAGGAAUCCUUGGAUACACUGAUGAUGAUGUGGUUUCCACCGACUUUUUAGGUGACAAUAGGUCGAGCAUUUUCGAUGCCAAGGCUGGAAUUGCUUUGAAUGACAACUUUGUCAAGCUUGUCUCUUGGUAUGAUAACGAAUGGGCUUAUAGCUCACGAGUUAUCGACUUGAUCUGUCACAUGGCCUCUGUUAGCCAAGAUGAAAGUUCAGAGGCAAAUUCUUGACAAUUGUUCACCGAAAUUUUCUGAACUGAGGAUGUUAUCUACCAUUUCUUUGACAGAAAGUAAAAAUAGCACCAAUGCUUAUGCAAUUUUAGGUUUG
This is a messenger RNA of Rosa chinensis, 1269 nucleotides long. Its product is annotated as glyceraldehyde-3-phosphate dehydrogenase, cytosolic. The transcript is spliced from 11 exons. Gene Ontology annotation, molecular function: oxidoreductase activity, acting on the aldehyde or oxo group of donors, NAD or NADP as acceptor; NAD binding; NADP binding. NCBI's taxonomy places the organism in Eukaryota, Viridiplantae, Streptophyta, Magnoliopsida, Rosales, Rosaceae. Bases 108 to 1172 code for a protein of 354 amino acids. The record is from RefSeq and is a predicted model, not a curated record. Gene Ontology annotation, biological process: glucose metabolic process.